GUUUUGUUGUGGUCAGAAUAGGGAAACCUUCCGUUUUGUUAUAUUCGGGCUUCUUGGUGACUGGUUAUCAAACAUCCCCUCGCUAGGUUUUUUUUUGGCGCAAGAUCAACUCAUUGGAGUCGAGACGAACUUUCGCAAAAGCCGCCCGAUCCAGGGGACGAGAACCGGAAAAUUGCGGAGUCACGGGACAGUCGGCAAAAUCGGUUUUCGACCUGUGGACGGCAUGGACGACGCGGGCUAGCCCCAGCCCCCAGUUUCCGCGCCGAUUCGACCCGAGUUUCAACGCGGCUGGCCGGCACCGGGAGGGGCUUAGUGUUAGUGGCGGCGAUUCCGGCCGGAGCUCGAUAUGCCGCCCCCGAAGAAGGUCCAUCUGGACAGAGCCGCCUGGUCCUGGGCAGAGACGACCGAGGUGUCCGACGUCACCGAAGACCACAUCAAGUCCGCCUACAGGGUCACCGUCCAGCCGUGUAAAAUCGGAUCCUGCAGGAGGAACUGCAGGGGAAAUCCUUUUUGCCUGUCUGGCCUGGGGGAGUCAAAAUGGUUUGGCGAGCAGAAAGAAUCAAGUGAAGAUGAUGAUGUUGAUAUAGAACUGCGUGAAACGGACUCCUUUGUCGGCCUAAAGAAUCUCGGUGCUACAUGUUAUGUUAACAGUCUAUUGCAACUUUGGUUUCAUAAUUUAGCUUUUAGAAAUGGUAUUCUUCUCUGGGAUCCGAAAGAAGAUCCUUUGGAAGCUUUAGACACAAAAAUUGAAAAUGAUCAUGUACAGGAUGUGGUUGAGCCCAGGACAGCUGUGGGCCAUUUACAACUUCUCUUUGCCCUAAUGCAGUUCAGUAGGCAGAAAUCAAUCGAUCCUUCUGGAUUCAUUAGGUCUCUCAACCUAGAGCCUUCAAUGCAACAAGAUGCUCAAGAAUUUUCUAAAUUAUUUAUUUCACUGUUGGAAGACAACUUGGGACAACAGUCUAACCCUUUAGUACAAAAUCUUAUUGUUAACAAUUUUAGAGGAGAAUACUCUUAUAUUACAAGGUGUUCUAAUUGCAUGAAAGAAUCAGUGAGCCCCUCAAUGUUUUAUGAACUAGAGUUAAAUGUAAAAGGGAAUAAAACCCUUCAUGAAAGCCUUCAAGAAUUUCUCAAGGAAGAGUACCUCGAUGGGACGAAUAUGUACAGCUGUCGGUAUUGCCAGGAUAAACAAGAGGCUUCCCGAUUUAUUCGGCUCGACAAGCUACCUCCAGUACUGAACCUUCAACUCAUGAGGUUUAUCUAUGACAGACAAAAAGGGCAUAAAAAGAAGCUGAAUACCUGCAUUCAGUUUCCAGAUUCUUUAGACAUGAGUCCUUACCUUAACCCACCAGAUAAAGAAAAAGUGCCUGUUUUAUAUAAUCUUUCUGCUGUGUUAAUUCACAAAGGCCCUAGUGCUUAUUCUGGGCAUUAUAUAGCUCACAUAUGCGAUCAGACAUCUGGUACAUGGUAUAAGUUCAAUGAUGAACAUGUCGAGAAAAUGGAAGGAAAAAAGUUGAAAUUGGGUGCAAAUGAUGAUGAUGAAGAAGGCAGUAAAAAGGUGAAACAACCACGAUUGGCGAAAGGCCUUCUUGCUUCAAGCAAUGCUUACAUGCUUGUUUACACAGCGGCCGGAUGUCAAGAAGCAAAUAAAAUUAUAACCGAGGCCAAUUUACAAAGCCAUUUAAGAAAACAGAUUGAAGUGUGUAAUAGAUAUUUCGAACAACUCAUCCUGGAUGCUAAAGAAAGAAAGAAAAUGGAAAGGUGUGGGACCAAGGCACUCAGGGGUGAAAUUGUGUCACUACUCUAUUCGCUUCCGGUGGAACAGACGACUGACUUUGAAAAGUGGGAGAUAAUCCCGUCUUCUUGGUUGGUCCAAUGGCUUGGAAACGUCACCGCUCCUGUCCAGCCCAUUGACAACACUAAAAUAGUGUGCAGCCACAACAAAUUAAAUCCAAACUGUGUUACUAGUGCUAAAUAUAUCAACAGAGAAACAGGAAACAUUUUGUUCGAGAAAUAUUCUGGUGGCCCUAGGCUUAUAGCAGUGGACUCUCUCUGCAAAGACUGUGUGCUGACUAAAUGUAAGGGCAUUAGAUUUAGGUAUAAGAUCGCCGAGGACGCCAAAGAGAUCACAAGCCUUCUCAAACAAAAGGAAGAAUUGUAUACUCAAGGAUUUUGGGUUGGAAAGCGAUCUUUGAAAUCAUGGAGGAGAAAAGCAGUCCAGAUCUUCACGUCUGACCGAGAAGAACAAACAGAAAAGUUAUACAAUGAAAAUGAACAUUGCCUGAGCCCUUCAAAUUUUGAUGUAGACAUGAUUGUGAAUAGUGAUACUAAAGCAACAGUAGAUUCGCCUGUCGUGCGGUCAGUAAACACAUGUGACCAUAACGAGUUAUGUUCUUGUUGUGAAAAUUCAAGAGAAUCUCAAGAUCAACACUCAUCAGUUUCACAUUGUGAUGAAAAUGAUUCUAUCACAGUUCUACUUUCGAUAGAAAACAUUGUUUCAAAUGUAAAAUCAAAGUGGUGGAAUGAGUUGAUUACAGGGACAGUAUCACAAGAAUUUUUAUCAGAUUUGAAGUCUUUGUAUUCAGAAUGGAUUUAUUUUGGUGAACAGUUAAACAACAUAUAUGAGAAAAAUGUGAAAUUUUUUAGGAAGGAAACAAAUAAUGGAAAUUCAAAUGUAAAUUUAUGUGAAAAUUACAAACAUUCCAACGGUACUGUAAAAGGAGCGAAAAGGAAACGUGAUGAUGCUGAUAUGAAAGAAGAUGGUGAGAGUGGGGAUGAAGAAAAACAAAUGAAGGCUGAUGAACAAGAUGACUUCAACGAGGAAUUCAAUGAAGAUAUAAUUUGUGUUCAUGAUAAGUUGGUGCAUGAAACCAACAGUAGACGGUUAAUACCACAAGCUGCCUGGGAAAAAUUCAAAGUCUAUUUCCCCUCUGCCAGGGAGUUUCAAAAAGAUGCCGAAAUUUGUAGCCAGUGCCAAAGCUUAGCUUCCGAGGGCCAAGCGAUCAAGGAUUUGUACAAACAGCAAGCGCUUAGCCAGAAAGAACUUCUCCCUGGUCUUCUUUUUAGGAGAAAUCGGCCGAAACUCUCUGCAGGGACUUUUCAUGUUGUGUCCGUCUCUGAAUUUUUAAAGCCUUGGAGGAGAUUCGUAAGAGAUGCUGGCCGGAUGGAGCCGCUGUAUAGCAUUCGAAACAAAACCCUCCUCUGCAAACAUAAUCUGCUACUGUUUGAUCGUGAAUCUGAGAAUGAUGUGUCGAACCUGGCAGCCCUGACUGACGACGAAUGGACCUCGCUGUCGGGCUUAUACGAGAUCGACCAAGCGAUUACAGUCACCUACGAAGCGGAGGGGGUGAUCACUGCAACAUCACCGUCCGUCUGCGAAGAGUGCCUCAACGAUAAGAAGGAGCAUGAGCAGAAGGCUCUAUUGCAAUACGACAAUCAAACGAUUUACAUUCGUCCCAUCAACCACAAAGUCGACAGCGAUGAUGGAACGGAUCACAGUUUGGCCGGGCAAGAUAAUAAAGCGAAAGGACCACGUCAAAACGGGGCCAGCGAACUUACCGAGACGUCCAUUCGAAGGUCGACGAGACACCGCAAAGUCCGGGGUGAGAGGCAGGUGACCAUCUCGUCCAGUGACACACUGAGGGACUUGAAACUCAAAAUUCUGCAUUCCUUGGGCGUGGCACCUUUUGACCAACACCUUUCUACUGAAAACGGCCGCGACCUCACAGAUUCUGCGGCAACUUUAUCAUCGCUGGGUAUAUUUCCAAGGAGCAUUCUAUUCCUUAAGGUCGACGAACCUCCCGAAGACAGCGUCACUCCCGUGGACGACUACAUAAAAACUUCAGAGCCGGAGGAAGGUUUUAAAGGUACCGUGCUGCUCAAGCGCUAAAGGAAACUUCUAACCGUGGUACCAAUUGUUUGCCAUCGGUUAAUAAACGACUGUUCUGAUAUUAUUUAUUUUCUAAAGUUCUAUUCCGAUGAGGGGGUCAUUUUAAUUAUAACAUUUUGCUAAUUGGUGAUGUU
Messenger RNA from Cimex lectularius (bed bug), 4020 nucleotides. Its product is annotated as ubiquitin carboxyl-terminal hydrolase 48-like. Gene Ontology annotation, molecular function: cysteine-type endopeptidase activity; protein binding; cysteine-type deubiquitinase activity. The transcript has 20 exons. Lineage: Eukaryota; Metazoa; Arthropoda; Insecta; Hemiptera; Cimicidae. The record is from RefSeq and is a predicted model, not a curated record. Bases 347 to 3886 code for a protein of 1179 amino acids. Gene Ontology annotation, cellular component: cytosol; nucleus. Gene Ontology annotation, biological process: protein deubiquitination.